GCACAACCUUAUCGAAAUAAUCUUAAACGUGAACCAUGUGAUUAUAUAUUUAAUUCAUCGAUUUCAAAACGUGGUGAAUUCUUUUCUUCAACAUAUCCAGGAACUUAUUUACCAUGGCAAUUUUGUAAUUAUUCAUUUAUUGGUUUACCUAGUGAACGUAUUCAUAUUCGUUUUCGUGAUUUAAUAAUUUUUAAAACGCCUAACACUCAACACUGUGCUGUUGAUUUAAUAAAAUUAUAUGAUAAUACAUUAGAUCCACCAGAACUUCGUCGUUUUUUAUCGAGCUUUCGACACGUCACUAAUCAAGAACAUCAUGUUGUGUCUGAACAAAUAGAUCAACAUCAUAUAACAGAUCUAUGUGGUACAUAUACAUUACCACUUGAUGUUUAUUCAACAAGCAAUCAUCUAUUACUUUAUUUUAUUGCAACCCAUUACGCUGAAUUAACUGAUGAUGAACAAUCACAAGUAAACGAUUUUUCAGGGCCAUUAUGGCGAAAAGGUUUUUAUGCUGAAUAUGAAUUUUUAUCAUCAUUAACUAAACUUGAUUUUAUAACAAAAAAUAAAUCCAAUCAAUAUUUAUCUGGUACUGAAUGUGAUCAAACAAUAAAAUCAUUUGGUCAAGGACAUGGUAAACUUCAAUCACCAAACUGGCCACAGCCCUAUAAACCACAAACAUCAUGUACAACAUAUUUAUUAGGUUUAGAUGAUCGUUAUACAUUAGAAAAUGUUGAAAUUGAAUUUGAUCAUUUUGAUAUUGAUUGUAGUUUAGCUUCAUUAGUUAUUUAUAAUGCAAGUAGAAUAUAUGAUUAUCGUUUACGUACACGUCCACAAUCAGCAUCAAGUAGUUCUGUAUCAACAACAGUUAAAAAAUCUUCAUUAUUUAGUAAUUAUUAUCGACAAGAACUUGAUUUUAAAGCAAACCUUUCAUUUUGUGGUCAUUUUAAACCCGAAGGACGUUUUGUUUCACAAAAUGCAUUACUUAAAUUAUCAUUUAUUCCAAAUGAUCGUUCUGGAAAUAAUGUUUUACCAUCAAUAAUAACUGGUGGAAAAUUUCAAGCAAGCUAUAAAUUUGUUAAAAGUUAUCAUCAAGUAUCAGCUGAUGAAUAUGAUGGAAUAAAUCCUACUAUUUGUAAUCUCUCCUAUUAUCAAUCUCGUACAUUAUAUGGAAAAUUUGAACCACCACGUUCAUCUGAAAAUGAUUAUUUUGCUAAUUCAAAUUGUACAUUUAACUUCUAUCCAUUAAAUGAUAAUUCACGUUUACUUAUUUGGUAUGAUUAUUUUAAUAUUGCUGAUGAUGAUCUUAUACAAUGUUCAUCAGAUAAUUUAACAUAUACAUAUAAUCUCUAUUCAUCAUCAUCUGUUUAUUUACAUCCAUUUAUUUAUUGUGGUUAUAGAAAUUUUCCAUCACCAUUUUUAACUAUACGUUCAACAGAACAUUUUCAUGUUCAUUUUCGUUCAAAUGAUGAUUCAGAAGCUGGUUUAGGUUUUGAAGGACGUUAUCAAUUUUUAAAUCAAUCAAGCCCAUAUUUUUCAUCAUUUUGUCGAAGUCCAUUUGAUUCUGUUGUUUAUAUAAAUGAAACAAUUGAACCAUCAGGUAAUAUAUCAAGUAAUGGUUAUCCAGAAAAUAUUAUUUGUGAAUGGUCAUAUGUAACAACACGUGGAUAUCAAUUUAUGUUAGAAUUAAAUAUACUUCAAAUUGAAGGUUCAAAAACAAAAGAUCCACCACAAGGUUGUCAAUCAUCAAUUCUAAGAAUUUAUAGUGAAGGUCGUAUUGAUGAAUUAUGUGGACAACAAGAAACAAUUUAUUAUUUUGUUACUGAUUCAAAUUGGUUUACAAUACAAUUUAUUUCAUUAAAUCGACAAACAAAAGAAGCAUUACGUGGUUUUCUAUUAUAUUGGACAGUUAUACAAACGAAAAUGAAUAUUACUAAUAAUCAAUGUUUAUUAUCGGAUGAAUAUUUUUAUUGUAAAAAAACUUCAAAUAGUACAAUUUCGAAUUUUUGUAUUCAUAAAUCACUUCUAUGUGAUGAUCAUGUUCAUUGUCAACCAUUAUCAAAUGAUGAUGAACAUCCAUCAAAUUGUUUUCUAUCAACUCCAACACGUUCCAAAUAUUCAUUACCAAUGUCAUCAUCAUCAUCAUUUUUACAACAACAUCUUAUAUUAAUUAUAAUUAUUUUUGUUCUAUGUAUAACUAUGUUAUGUAUUGCUUUAAUAUUAAUAUUUUUACUUAUUAAAAUGAAACGAAGACAACAAGAUAUGAAUUUACCGAAAGAAAUCAAGAUAAAUAAACAAAAACAGCAGCGACGACGACAAAAACAACGUCAAAAUCAACAGGAUAAUUUAUCAUUACGAAAAAAAUCAGUACAAACAUAUUUAGAUGAUGAUGAAGAUAAUAAUCAUGAUUUAAUUAGUAUUAAUAUGAUGGAACAAGCGGUGACUACGGUUUAA
Molecule: messenger RNA, 2448 nt
Organism: Adineta steineri
Lineage: Eukaryota; Metazoa; Rotifera; Eurotatoria; Adinetida; Adinetidae
Source: the annotation of a GenBank genome assembly